Vespula pensylvanica (western yellowjacket) is the source of this 1842-nucleotide messenger RNA. RefSeq names its product probable maleylacetoacetate isomerase 2. Lineage: Eukaryota; Metazoa; Arthropoda; Insecta; Hymenoptera; Vespidae. Gene Ontology annotation, cellular component: mitochondrion; cytoplasm. The transcript is spliced from 5 exons. Gene Ontology annotation, molecular function: glutathione transferase activity; maleylacetoacetate isomerase activity. The record is from RefSeq and is a predicted model, not a curated record. Gene Ontology annotation, biological process: L-phenylalanine catabolic process; glutathione metabolic process. The coding region runs from base 335 to 988 and encodes 217 amino acids.
AUAUGUAUGUAAAUCUAGUUUUCGGAAUGCGUCACGGCCUUCGAAGCGCCACGAACGGUUUUCCGACGUAUGGUACCAUAUCAUAUCGGAAAGGUGAUCGUUGAUUGGCUCGCGCUUGGUACCCCACACCGCCCCACACUACCACUCGGUUUAUACCAAAGGCGGUGGAACGGGUUGCCUGGCAAUCGAAUAAAAGAGGGGAAGGAGGAGUGAUUUCGCGCGUUGACCGGAUUCCGAGUUGUUUCUGAUACAUUCGAGAGCUAAGGUGCGUCUUUUCUCGUCUGACUAGAAAGCAUUUGAAAAAAGGCGAUACCUAUCAUCUCAGUACGACGAGAUGUCCGUCAUGGGUAAGCCGGUACUCUAUUCCUAUUGGAGGAGUUCCUGCUCUUGGAGGGUGAGAAUUGCAUUAAAUUUAAAGGAGAUACCUUAUGACAUAAAACCUGUCAGCCUAGUGAAAGGUGGAGGAGAACAACAUUGUAAUGAGUUCCGUGAAAUAAAUCCAAUGGAACAAGUGCCUGCACUUCAUAUUGACAAUCAUACAUUGAUAGAGUCUCUAAAUAUAUUACAAUAUCUGGAAGAGACUAGACCACAUCGUCCAUUGAUGCCAGCUGAUCCAGUCAAAAGAGCUAGAGUUAGAGAGAUUUGUGAAGUGAUAGCUAGCGGUAUACAACCUUUGCAGAAUUUAGUUGUACUGAUAUAUGUAGGGGAAGAACGUAAAAAGGAAUGGGCACAGCAUUGGAUAACAAGAGGUUUUACAGCUGUAGAAAAAUUGUUGUCUUCCAGUGCAGGCAAAUAUUGUGUAGGAGACGAAAUUACAUUAGCAGAUUGUUGUUUGGUGCCACAAAUUUUCAAUGCCAGAAGGUUUCAUGUUGAUUUGAGACCUUUUCCAACAAUUUUAAGGGUAGAUAGACAUUUAGAAGGCCAUCCAGCUUUCACUGCAGCUCACCCUAAUAACCAGCCUGACUGUCCACCUGAGGCGACUAAGUAGCAAGCAAGGCAGACCACCCUUUUCCUCUUCUAAUUCAUUGGAAGUAUGGAAAGAGGUGGUCCAAUUUUUUGUGGUUUGACAGUGGCAAAAGGUGUUAAAGUACCCAUGAGCCUUAUUUUGUAUCAAAUUUACAAAGAAAUGACGUUAUCAAGAAACUACUCUUUGUAUUUAUAGAGUAGAAUUUACAUGCAUAUAAGAUGCGUUUUUGCUUAAAUUUUUAAUAAGCACAGAGAGCAUAACGUUAAAUUUGCAACUAUAUCUUUUGCUAAUUUUAUAUGAAAUACAUUUACAGAUCUGUAAGAUAAUGGUACGUUUUCACCUUUUAUCACUUUUAAACUACAAUUAAGUACUGAAAUGGUAGAUGAUACAGAACAUACUAUGUAUCACUGAUACAAGAUAUUUCAUCAUGGACAUGAUCAAACUAUGUGCUAUUGUAUCAGCUGUUUGAAAACAAAGUGAUAGUCGUGCCAUUUCUGUACUUAAUGAAAGAAUAGGAAUAUUGGCCUAUUUUUUUACUUCUGUUAUGUUGUUUUGAUUAUUUUAUAUGCACAAUCAAAAUUUACAAAAUUUGUCUUCGUACAGCGUUUACAUAAUAUUUUAUAUAAUGUAUUAACCUAUUAAGAAUAGGUUCUGUUGUCUGAAAUCAAAAGUUUACUUUUAUACUUAUAAUAUAAUUUUUCAAUUAACUUUGACUCAUAUAGAAUAAGAAAAAAGUGUUACUAUUUAAUAAUAGUAAAAUAUCUUUAAAUUUUUUGCUGAAACUAGCAUAAUGACUGCAACUUCCAAUACAUGUAGUAUAUAAACUUUGAAAGGAAGAGGGAAAUUCAUAGGAAAUGCAUUUUAUUGAAAUUUAA